Selaginella moellendorffii is the source of this 1869-nucleotide messenger RNA. Its product is annotated as light-sensor Protein kinase-like. The record is from RefSeq and is a predicted model, not a curated record. The transcript has a single exon. The annotation marks the transcript as partial. Lineage: Eukaryota; Viridiplantae; Streptophyta; Lycopodiopsida; Selaginellales; Selaginellaceae. Gene Ontology annotation, molecular function: ATP binding; protein kinase activity. Gene Ontology annotation, biological process: protein phosphorylation.
AUGGCGCAAGAACUGCUGGACGGACCGCUGCACAAGAUCAAAGAAACCAGUAAGUAUGAUUUCCUCUUCAACACCCAUCAGUGCCAGUACCUGCAAAGCCGAUGCUCCGUGGUCGAAGAAUACGUGCGGCUUUGGCAGAGCUGCUCUGAACUUGAGCAACUUCCCCUGGCCAUGGAAGAGCUCCGUUGUAUGCUAAGCAGAGCCUUGCAGCUUCUCAAGCAGUGCCAGCACGAGGAAUGGCUGUACCAUGCUGCAGUCCGGCUCACUGAUUCCAGAGCCUUUGCGGAGAUCUGCCUGAGUCUGAGUAGAUUGACGGCCUUGGUCAAUGCUCACGUGAUGCAUUGUGCCACGGAUAUUGGGAGCCCGGAUGUGCAGUACCUCAUGGCCAUGCCUUACAAGCGCAAGCACAUAGAGAACCUGCGUUCAGCGAUGGAGGACCUGAGUCCCUGCGCAUCAAGAGAUAGAAAGGAGCUCUUCAUGAGAGCAAAUUCCAUCACAGAAACUGACAACAGGUAUGUUCUGGCACAGUACCUUGUUAAAAAGCUGAUGUCAAGCAGAGGAGGAGCCGUUGCCACCAUUCAGGCCCUCGAACUGAAAACUUUGAUAGGUGCGGGUGCAUUUGGUUCUGUGUACAAAGCUGAAUGGGUAGGGGCACCAGUUGCUGUGAAAGAGUUUAGAAGCGGUGAUGCUUCAGUUGACAAGGAGGUGAACAUCCUGAAAGAACUUAUUUUAGAACCGCACCCGAGCGUGCUCCAGAUGAUAGGAUACUAUCAGAAGGAUGAGAAGGCUUACCUUGUCAUGGAGCUGAUGGAAAGGGACCUGACCAGUGUUAUAAGGAAGGCUGAAGGCUCGCUGCAACUUUUAACUUCUGUAGACAUUAUGCUCCAGAUCGCAAGCGGCAUGAGCUACCUCCAUCAAAGGAAUGUGGUUCAUCGAGACCUCAAGCCUUCGAAUGUCCUCGUUAAGACAUUAAAGAACCAUGCCUGCAUCACCUGUUUCGACGUGAGGUUAACAGACUUCGGAGUCUCAAAGUCGAACUUUAUAAGCUUUGCACCGGACUUGUCUUACCAGAGGGGGACGAUCCAAUACAUGGCUCCAGAGAUGCUGAGGGGCCAGAAGUACUCCAGAGAGGUUGACGCAUACAGCUUCGGAAUUACUUGCUUCCAGAUCUUGACUGGAACGCUGCCAUUUCAGGACGAUGGCAAGCAGCUGGUGGCAGAUAAACUGGUCGAGACGAUCGAAGAUGGAAAUAGGCCUGACCUUCCAACAGGCUGUCCACUGGAGCUGGUUGCUCUCCUCAACAGGUGCUGGAACAGGAAUCCGAAAGAUAGACCAACCUUCGAACAUAUAUCCAGGAUGCUGUGGUCGCUAAAAGAAAGGUUGCUUGGUGGCCACAACCUCGAAUCCAGCUUCACAGGCAGUGAGAUGUCCAGUUGCAACGCUGCGGAAGAGCUCACACUCGCUGCAGGAGAUAUGAUCUGCCAGAUUUCAGUUGCUGCUCCGUUCACAAAUUUUCAUCAGUGCUACUUCUUGCAGUCGCGGUGCAAGCAGAUUUCCAGCUACCGCGAAUUUCCGAAUAAGCUGCACCUUCGUUCAUGGUUUGCCGUUCAGAUAAAGCUGGUGACUACCUUGAGAACUGCGUUGUCGCUGAUAGAAUCUUACAGUGAAGAGAGGUGGCUGCAUACGGCGGUGCUGAAAGAGCAUAACCCGAGGGCAUUCAGAAAAGCUCUUGAUGAUAUCAACAGAUGUGAAACCACACUGAGAGCCAUAAACCCUGGUAACCACAGCAAUAACAUAAUGACGUUCCCUGCUGUUCCUGAGCAAUAUGUGGAAGAUGAUAAAAAGAGACUGGCAGAAAGCAUUAAAGGC